This is a messenger RNA of Mesorhabditis spiculigera, 1620 nucleotides long. NCBI's taxonomy places the organism in Eukaryota, Metazoa, Nematoda, Chromadorea, Rhabditida, Rhabditidae. The record is from the annotation of a GenBank genome assembly.
AUGGAUGAAAGCUCCUGCGUUUCGAUCGCCGCGCCAAUCGCGCAAUUCCUGCCGAUCCGCCUGAUGUUGAUGGUCCAGGUAUUUUUCAGCAUGACUGCUGCCGUUCAGUCCAUAUACACGAUCAAGAAAUACGCCAAGGCCUAUUUUCACGUCAAUUGCAAGCUUCUUGUCAUCCUCCUUUUAAGUCUAUUUAUUCUGAUGGGCAUCAGCGUUAGCAUCACUUUGACGUACCACGUUAUACUGUUAUCUCUUCCGAUCGGCUGUCAAACCUUGGUACCACCAUGGCAAUGCUUUCUGAUGCGAGGCUUUGGGAAUUUGUGCACCUUCACCUACACCCCGGUCCACUUCGCCAUCACGAUGGAGCGUUUUGCGGCCAGAUAUUUCGGGGCCAGAUACGAGGAAAUGGGCUGUGGCAUCGGGGUGAUGCUGGCAAAUGUUGCGGUAAGCAUCUACAGAAUCGUCCUCUCCAACGAGCAUUGGGACGCGAGCAACUCCGUUCCUUACUGUUCGAUUGGAAAUCAAUACACCGCCCAAAACGCGUCCAAUUGUAUGAUGGUGCUUCUUGGAAUAGAUAUAAUUGGUCUGGUUUUGAUGGGAUUUUCGUAUUGGAAAGAGCUACGUGCUGAACAACGGACGUUUGACGUGCAGCGCCGUUUUUCCUCUAUGGAACGUCGCGACGCUAAUGCUCUGCUUUUCCCAUUUUCGGCCCUUCAUACGACUAUGUAUCUUGUUUAUGAAGUGGCGUUUGUUGUCACCGCUCAACUCCUCGUCCGGGUGCUCGAUCCUUUGACGUACAAGGCUCUGUUUAUCAGCAUCAAUUUCACACCCUACUACGCCGUCGCCUCAAACCUGAUGCUCGUCCGUCUCCUCAACCGGAUGCGAGCCGUGAAACGCCGAAAAUGGGAUGACAAUUUCCGGGUGUUCAACGACCACCCGGCCAGCCAUUCGAUUUAUAUGACCGGGUGCUUCACCUACACACCGGUCCACUUUGCAAUUACGAUGGAACGGUUUGCGGCAAGAUAUUUCGGGGCGAAAUAUGAGGAGAUGGGAUGUGGCAUCGGGGCGAUGUUAGCGCAUCUGGCUAUCAUCGCCGGACUGGGGAUUUACGGCAUCGUCAUUUCCAACGAGCAUUGGGACGCGAGCAAUGCCGUUCCAUAUUGUUCGAUCGGAAAUCAAUACACCUCUCAAAACGCCUCUAGCUGCAUGAUGGCACUUCUUGGAAUCGAUAUGAUUGGCCUCGUCCUGAUGGGCUUUUCCUAUUGGCGAGAAUUCAAGGCCGAACAACGCACCUACGACGUACAGCGUCGCUUCUCCUCGAUAGAACGUCGUGAUGCUAAUGCAUUGCUCUUACCAUUCUCUGCGAUGCAUACAGCUAUGUAUCUCGUUUAUGAAGUGGCGUUUGUGUUUGCUACACAAUUCCUCAUCAAAGGAUUGGAAGGGCCGACGUAUAAAGCAGUUUUUAUCAGCAUUAAUUUCACGCCAUACUACGCGGUCGCCUCAAACCUGAUGCUCGUCCGUCUCCUCAACCGGAUGCGCGCCACCAAACGCCAAAAAUGGGCCGACAAUUUCCGGGUGUUCAACGACCACCCGACCAGUCAUCAGAUUUAUAUGUCGGGCUGG